GAUGAGGGCAUUCGUUGAUGUCUUGUGGAGGUUUUCUUUUCUCCGGUGGAAUCUGCUUCCUUGUCCAUAUAAGACAAGGCAUCUUGGCUAAUGGCCGGCUUAACCAUCACGAGAAAAGGACCUACUGUCCUUGAGUCAUGGGUCAGUUGGUCUAGUUGGAGUCUUACAACAAUGUAUGCAAAUGCAAUUUAUACAGAUGGAUGAGCUAAAUGCAAUGGCCGUUUAGCGGGUUGUUGAACCAGUGAUAAUGAGGCAACAAAUCAGGUGGCUUUCGGAUUUCCACAAUGCAAUUGCUCCUCAAUCCUCAUGCGGUCAUGCCAUGGAAGAUGUUCAUGUCUUGUCCUCCCUCUCUGUCUCUGUCGUAACGAAGGAAUCACUAUUUAAAAUCAGUUAAAUGGCAAAUUCAAAAUGUGCCAACUAGAUUUUCCCAUGUUGGCAGCUUCCCUGCCCCGAAUAAUCAUGCAAGUGCACACAAACGGGCACAGCAGAAAGUACCAGAGCGAAGAGAAUGGUCUGCAAGAAGAAGACCGAACCGACUGAGGAACACCACAACGCCGUUAGAGGCGAAGCUGCAGCGGCGAAGGCUGUGGCCGAAGUGGUGGAGCAAGAAGGGGAAGAAAACGAGGAGGAGGAGGGAGAAAGAGAAGCUGGAGUGGGAAAAGAGCGCCCCAAGCUUGAUGAUGGCUUUUACGAGAUUGAAGACGUCAGGGGGAAAAGGGUUCGCAAGGGUCAAACCCAGUAUCUGAUCAAAUGGCGUGGUUGGCCGGAGACUGCCAACACGUGGGAACCCUUUGAGAACCUGGUACAGUGUUCUGACGUCAUUGAAGCAUUUGAAGACAGCCUGCGUGUGAGCAAGAGUCGGUGUUCUCGCAAGCGUAAACGGAAGUCUGGAGGUUUCCACACUCAAACGAAGAAGAAGCAGCGUGUAGCUACAGGUUUACAGGUUCUUAAAUUCGGUGAUAAACCUCUUCCCUCUGCUCCUUCAGACAAUUCAAGCCUUGUCAGUCCUGCUGCUACUGCUGAUGGAGCAGAAAUGGGCAAAGCAACCCAGGGUAAUCAUUCGAAUAAGCGAGGAGAUGUUGUGAGUGUUGAGGGGAUUGAACACCUUGCUGAAAAUAGAUCUGUAAACAUCUCUAUGGAACGUAAACCAAACAAUCAAGCAAAUGAAGCUGAUCCCAGGGUGAGUGAGCUAAAAGCAAUGACGCCUAAUAAUGGAGGAAAUGAUGAGAAAUUUUCAACAAGUUUCCCUGAUGCCAAGAUUUCAGAAGAUGGUCCUACUAAUGGAAUUUCAAAGGUUGAGAGUAUGGAACCUGCUCAGAGCAGUCUCCUAACGGGUGCCAAGAAGAGGAAGUCUGGAUGUGUGAGAAGGUUUAAACAGGAUUUGGCCUCAGGUGGACCCGGCAAUGGUGAAAAUCCAUUUGUGAGAAGCACUAUUGAACAUCGCAAUAGAAUUGGCCCAGUGGGUAUAGAUGAUGCUGAGUCCAAUGGAGAUAAUAUGUGUAACAAGAACAAGUUGGAUGACUCCACAAAUCCAUAUUCUAUUACCAAGAUUGUUAAGCCUAUAGGGUAUUCAGCUAACAUAUUGAACAAUGUCCAAGAUGUCACAGUUACUUUCCUGGCAGUCAGGUCUGAUGGUAAAGAAGUGGUGGUGGAUAGCAAAUUUCUAAAGACUAAUAAUCCUCUUCUGUUAAUAAGCUUCUAUGAGCAACAUCUCCACUAUACUUCUACAUGAGAAAAUAUAUUUGCAAGGAUUGAAUGGAUAGAGGCUGAAAUUUCUUCUGAUAUAAGGCCAUGGCAGAUUGUUGAUUGACGGUUAGUCUUGAUCUCCAGCAUUGUCAGUUUGGUAAAACCCAAACUUGAUCCUUCAUUUGCAUGCUGUCUAUAUAGUUGCAGGACAUCUGAUGGAGUACAGAAGCGCUCUAUUGGUUUUCAGGGCACAAUGAAAAUAGUCUUUCAGCAGGACAAACUUUGGUCAUUCACACUAACGCCUUUUAAUGUGCUUCCUGCAAUACUGGUUCAUCAUUCAAGUCUUAUUGUUCAGAACUUUGAUCAAACUUGUACUAGUUUCACCAGUGAUAAACUUCAUCCCUGGUGGGCUAUGUUUGUGUCAAUAUAUGUAUUUUAAAGCUUUUGUCUUCAUAUAUUCUAUGAUUGAAUAUUCCAAUCAAAGUGGGUGUAAAUUUAUAGUAGACUCAUGAGUCUCAACUGUUUUUAGACUUGAUCACCAUUCUCAACUAUGUUUUGCAUUUGAAAUGUAGUCUCAAGGAACUUGAAUCAUGUUGCUUUAGGAGUGCAAUUGCCAUUUAGGA
Molecule: messenger RNA, 2309 nt
Organism: Nelumbo nucifera (sacred lotus)
Lineage: Eukaryota; Viridiplantae; Streptophyta; Magnoliopsida; Proteales; Nelumbonaceae
Product: chromo domain-containing protein LHP1-like
Biological process (GO): heterochromatin formation
Cellular component (GO): nucleus
Source: RefSeq, a predicted model, not a curated record